UUUGAUAGCAAUGCAGCUUUGCUAGGCAUUAGGCCGGGUAAAACACAUAAAACCUUAUCUAGCACCAAGCUUUAAAAUGAGCAGUGUAGUCCAGAAUCCUUACAUCGGCCGAACGCCCACAACGCGGAUGCCCAAGCCUGGGGGCAGUGCAGGUGUGCCACCUGGGAGUCGGGACAGCAGUGGCAUAUGUCGAAGCAGUAGCAUCUGCAGUGGGAAUAGUGGAUCUGGAGGCAAGAUACUGUCCCUAUCAUCCAUGAGUGAGAGUGUGCACAGUGGCCUGAGUUGUUUCUUGUCUGAGCAAGCCCUGGAUCAGGAAGAAAAACAACAGCGUAGUAGCCAGUUAGCAGAGUUUCAGCGACUGAGAGAGGUUCGUGCAGCUGCUCAGGUAAAAAAUGUGGAGGAUUUUCUUAGAAUGAACCAUGUUUCACUCAGGGACAGCAUCGCUUAUUCCACUGGAAUGAUGUACAGAAAUCUUGGUAAAUCAGGGCUGAGGGUGUCUUGUCUUGGAUUGGGCACAUGGGUCACCUUUGGAGGCCAGAUAACGGAUGAGGUGGCAGAGGAACUGAUGACUCUGGCAUAUGAAAAUGGGAUCAAUUUGUUCGACACAGCUGAAGUGUACAAUGCCGGACAGGCCGAAGUUGUCUUGGGAAGUAUCAUAAAGAAGAAAGCAUGGAGACGUUCCAGUUUAGUCAUCACCACCAAAAUCUUCUGGGGCGGAGAGGCGGAAAUGGAAAGAGGAUUGUCACGAAAACAUAUAAUCGAAGGUCUAAAGGCAUCACUAGAGCGACUUCAACUGGAGUACGUAGAUGUGGUGUUUGCUAAUCGGCCAGAUCCUAACACACCUAUUGAAGAGACGGUGAGAGCAAUGACCCAUGUGAUCAACCAGGGGAUGGCCAUGUAUUGGGGGACAUCAAGGUGGACCUCUAUGGAGAUCAUGGAGGCAUACUCCGUGGCUCGACAGUUCAAUCAGAUCCCACCCAUCUGUGAGCAAGCAGAGUACCACAUGUUUCAGAGGGAGAAGGUUGAAGUGCAACUCCCUGAACUCUUCAAUAAGAUUGGCAUUGGAGCUAUGGCAUGGUCUCCAUUGGCAUGUGGGAUCCUCUCAGGGAAGUAUAACAACGGGAUCCCCUCUCAUUCACGAGCCUCACUUAAGGGUUAUCAGUGGAUGAAGGACAAGGUCAUGAGUGAGGAGGGGCACCGUCAGCAAGUGAAGCUAAAAGAGUUGCAGAUAGUUGCUGAACGACUAGGAUGCACUCUGCCACAACUGGCUAUUGCAUGGUGUCUGAGAAACGAGGGAGUGAACUCUGUCCUGCUGGGAGCUACAAGAACUGACCAACUAAUGGAAAAUAUCAGAGCAAUCAAGGUUCUUCCAAAGAUAUCACAGUCCAUUGUAGUUGAGGUGGAUAACCUCUUGGGAAACAAGCCUUUGAGUAAAAAGGACUCCAGAGCCUGAAAGCACCAGUAAUGAACUGCUACAUUCAAACAUGAGAAAUUGUAGCACGAAUGGGCAACAUUCAGUCGGACUAACAAAUUGAAAUAAACAGACCCAAAAUGUGGGAUUACUCGAUUCACCAAUUUAAUGCAUGAUUGGCCUUCCUGUUCGUGUCUGCACUUGUUGCCACUUAAUAAUAUCAAGUUCUACAAUAUGCAACAUCUUUUUCAAGUACCUUAAAUAUCAACUUAAAGAAAUGAAAAUAAAGAACUCUUUUUCAGGCCUUCAGAUUGUUUGCUCAGCAUGUAGCAGAGUGUCUAUCUUAUAAAAAUCUGUAAACCUACUGAACACAACUCUUUCAGCAUAACAAUGGUAGGUAUGUUGAAGCCCGGUCCAUGCUGGUAUUUGGAUUUAUUUAUACAUUUUCCAAGACUUUGUUUUAGUCACAGUUUUUGCAUUUGAUUUAAUCUAAUUAUUAUACUGUAGACUAUAGUCUAAGUCAGGCCUGAUUUCUUGUGGAUUCAAUUAAAAUCCUUUGUUGAAUACGUUUUGGUGGUGGCUAGGAAUUAUUAGAUAAUACUUUUCUUUUUAACCUACUGAAGUUUGACUCAUUUAUUCAGUAGUUAUAGUGGGGUCACACAUUCUGACGGCUGCUACUUGUCAGAUAUGGUGACCUCUGAGCUACUGGCUCCGUGAAGACUCCACAUAAGAAAAUAUGUGUCCAGAGUGAUGUGAAGAGAUGAAAUAACAACCCCAAACAAUAUUUUGAAGUUUAACUCCUUUAUUAAGCAGUUACAGUGGGGUCACAUAUAUUUACACAUAUUCUUUCUUUUCUUAACACUACAAUAUGAUGCUUUCAUCCGUGGACGUAAUGUAUAAACGUUUACGCCGUUUGCGUUGGCGCUCUUCUUCGCCCUCCGUGGUCUAGCACGCACGAGCAGACGAUGUGAAACAGCGCCCUCUGCGGUCACAGUUCCUGAUGGGUCACAGAUUUCGGUGUAACACCUGUACUAAAAAUAGUCAGAACCGUACCGUUUUAAACGUAAGGGUACCGCGGUACACCGUCCAACCCUAGGUCACAGCUGCCUAUGUGGAUGGCCUGCUGUUAAGGCAGAAGAUAUAAAAGGGCUACAGGCAUAUGCAUUGUGUUUGAGAAUGCUAUUAGAUGAAUAUAAAUAUUAAUAUUAAUAUGUCAGCAAACAUAAAAACAAUCAUGCAGAAACUUUCUUUGAAGGUUUAUUUUUGUCAUUUGGGAUAGUUAGAUACUUUAUUAAUCCCCAGGGGGAAAUUUGUAUGUAGCAGUAGCAAUACAAAAUUAAAAUAAAAUAUGAA
Messenger RNA from Pungitius pungitius (ninespine stickleback), 2764 nucleotides. RefSeq names its product voltage-gated potassium channel subunit beta-2-like. Gene Ontology annotation, cellular component: voltage-gated potassium channel complex; extrinsic component of cytoplasmic side of plasma membrane; cytoplasm. Gene Ontology annotation, molecular function: transmembrane transporter binding; potassium channel regulator activity; voltage-gated potassium channel activity. The transcript is spliced from 15 exons. The record is from RefSeq and is a predicted model, not a curated record. Gene Ontology annotation, biological process: regulation of action potential; regulation of potassium ion transmembrane transport; potassium ion transport. Lineage: Eukaryota; Metazoa; Chordata; Actinopteri; Perciformes; Gasterosteidae. The coding region runs from base 77 to 1453 and encodes 458 amino acids.